Molecule: messenger RNA, 2633 nt
Organism: Monascus purpureus
Lineage: Eukaryota; Fungi; Ascomycota; Eurotiomycetes; Eurotiales; Aspergillaceae
Source: the annotation of a GenBank genome assembly
GUGACAGUUCACAGUCUGCAAUUGCUGGGAACAGGCCGUUCGCAGGAGAGUAAAAGGGCAAUGAUCUGCCUCGGUGCUGGGGUUUCCACGGUUUCCACCGAGCAUUGAUGAUGAUUAUGAUUGUAAUUAUUAUGGUUCCUGUCUGGUCCCUGUUCCUGGUUGUCGGGGACACGGUCAAGCAUCUUUCCCACUGGCCGUUUAGUAUUGUCUCUUGUAGGAAGCCACUGUUGACGGCUGAUCGAUAACUGCUUUGUCCUCAUUUGAGAAAAAGUGAAAAGUGAAAAGUGAAAAAGGAAGGGAAAAAAAAAAAAAAAACAUCACCAUUCUUACUGCGCUGUCCUGACAGCAGCCUCCAACCUUCCAUUUGCCUUGUUUCAAACAUGCCUGGAUUAAGUUGACCCUCGUGGGAAUCUCGUGACAGGUGUUUUCUGGUCUUUCUCUAAGCAUCUAUUUACAUUCAUAUUCACACCUACUAGCAUCUACUACUGAACCUCUUGUCCAGUGCGCAUAAUACACAACUACCCGCAUCGUGCCGACGCCCUCAGUUGCCCCAUACAAAAAAUGACUGGUGCCCAUAGGGCACUCGGCUUUGAUAGUGCUCACGAGGACAUGGCGCAACACGCAGAUUCAGUACGCGCAAACUCGACAGUCACCCCAGGAAUGGACGAUCUAGGUUCUUCUGCUGUCGGAGGUGGCAUCAGCGGCAUUGCUCUUGGCGUCGCAAACACCCAUAGUCGCGAAAGCGGAAUCGAGGCAGUCACGAACACAAGCGCGGGAAACACUGGUUUUGAUGCACCAGCAGAACGAGAUUUCCAUACUACUGGCUCGGAUAACCCCUACAUCCCUUCUGCUCCGGGAGCGGAAAGCUCAGAUACCUUGAGACCCAGGGAUUCCUACGGUUCGAAUGUUCCUCUAGGCGCCGGUUCAUUCAGCGGACAACUGGCUCCAGGAUCCUCCCCUCGAUUCGCUCCAUCCACCCCAUCCAGAAGCAUUCCCUACCAGAGUCCCGCAGUUUCUCAAGACGGACCGUACCAAAGGAAUUCUUUCUACAACCCCGGAGGAGAUUCUCUCGACAUCAUUAAUCCUGACGAUAUUGCCGACGACGGCGAUGAUGGCUUUACCCAUUCCGCUGCUGCUGGCGCCGGUGCUGGUGGCCUGCGACGCUCAAUUGGGGCAUUUAUGAGGGGCCAGAAGUCAGCCAACGCGUCGGAGCUUGCUUACGACCCAGUUCCGGGGGGGAAGAAACAGUAUCCUUAUAACGAAGGAAAACGAAACAGAAGGAUGGGAUUGUUCGUGGGCAUCUUCCUUGCCUUGGUCAUCGUGGGGGCAAUCGUCGGGGGUGUGGUUGGAGGUGUCGUUGGAGACAGAGGGAACAAGGAUCGCACGUCUGUCAAUUCUUCGGGCUCAACAUCAAGUUCAGGCAGCUCUGAUACUGGCUCUGAUGACGGUUCUGAUGACGGCAAUGGUUCAAACGGUGACCUGGACAAGAACUCUCCCGAAAUCAAAGCGCUGAUGAACAACACGAACCUCCAUAAAGUGUUCCCUGGGGUGGACUAUACGCCCUGGGGUGUGCAGUAUCCGCUGUGCCUCAAGUACCCUCCCUCCCAAAAUAACGUCACCCGCGACAUGGCUGUCCUAUCGCAGCUGACCAACAAUGUGCGACUCUACGGCACCGAUUGUAAUCAAACAGAGAUGGUGCUUCAUGCUAUCGACCGGCUCGAACUUACUGAUAUGAAGCUCUGGCUAGGAGUAUGGCUCGAUACGAACACGACAACCAACGAAAGGCAAUUGGAGCAGCUGUACAAGGUAAUCGACAAUACGAAAGAUACCUCCAUCUUCAAUGGUGCCAUUAUCGGGAAUGAAGCACUUUACCGUGCUGGUCCUGACAUUGCUACCGCGGAGAAGAACCUGAUCGCCUACAUGAAGAGCGUCAGAGCAAACUUCACCCAGAGGAACCUUGACCUGCCAGUUGCAACAUCUGACCUGGGAGACAACUGGAAUUCAGAACUCGUGCAGGUCACAGACUUCGUCAUGUCAAAUGUCCAUCCUUUCUUCGCUGGCGUGACGGUCGAUAUCGCCGCCAACUGGACGUGGGACUUUUGGCAGCAACAUGAUGUUUCCUUGACCCAAGGCACGACUAAGAAGCAGGUCAUUUCCGAGGUCGGAUGGCCCACUGGUGGUGGCAAUGACUGCGGCUCUAACAACGAUUGUCCAAACCCAACUGCAGGCUCAGUGGCGGGCAUCGACGAGUUGAACCAGUUCAUGUCUGAGUGGGUCUGUCAAGCUCUAGAGAACGGGACAGAUUAUUUUUGGUUCGAGGCCUUUGAUGAGCCGUGGAAGGUCAUAUACAAUACCCCCGGAAAAGAAUGGGAAGAUAAAUGGGGUCUUAUGGACUCGGCUCGCAAGUUGAAGCCCGGUGUCAAGAUUCCAGACUGCGGUGGCAAGACCGCGUCCUAAUAUGACCUUCAGUGUCAUUCUUUUUCUCCCGACUCUGGGCUCAUAUUGACACCAGCGAUGUUGUCUAAUCAUCUAAUGCUUCCAGUACGCUGCGCUUCACGCCUUAUGCCGAAUGAAGAAACACCUCGCCUCCAAAGUUCUAACACUGCCGGGUAUAUUUGUAUGCAGCACAUCAG